AUGGCCGACACCACCACAGAUUCCGCCGAGAAGCUGCCGGAAGACGCGACUUAUCUGUGCGCUUGGUCUCUUGUCAAGCCAAAGGAGUGGCUCACCGUAGACUGGGAUGACCCCAAGGACCCUCGGGACGACGUCGAUCUUUGGAACAACGACCUCAAGUGCCACCUUCGGGACCUUGUUCCACUAGCAUUCUCCAACAGGCUGAAUCACAUGAACGAGCCACAGCGAGAGCUGGUUUAUCAAAUUCUGAACGGGUUCAGGAGGUUUCGGUCGCGCAAGAGAGCCGGAGAAUAUCAUAUCAUCGCCGGCCUGAUCACCACCAAUCCAAAAAUAAUCACACGGAGUCCGUUCUUGCCACCAGCAGACGAGCUUGCGACGAGGAUACCGCUGAUUCGUACCAUUCGUUCACGUCGUCAGGCUGCCAGCCCAGAUGUUUUGAAGUUCAAGGACAUAUCCAGAGCGCAGGCGAAAGGCGACUUGAAAGACGCCCAAGCUCGUCGCCCGGGAUUUGCAAACCGUUAUUUGCAUGCUACGAAACGAACACUCGCGGAUCAAUGUGUCAUCUCGAGCUACCCACGCCCCGACAACUGUCACAUUCUUCCCUGGAUCAUGACCGCGACCCCGCAGCUGGUCAAUUUGAUCAACAGGGCAAAGACCACGUUCAGCGAGUUUUUUCCUGACCUUGAUUUGACCGGGAUCCUUUACACGUCGUUAGCGUCGUAUGACACCGUCGCUAAUAUUCUGCCUUUGAACGUGGAGGUGCGGCGCUUGUAG
Purpureocillium takamizusanense is the source of this 774-nucleotide messenger RNA. RefSeq lists its product as uncharacterized. Bases 1 to 774 code for a protein of 257 amino acids. Lineage: Eukaryota; Fungi; Ascomycota; Sordariomycetes; Hypocreales; Ophiocordycipitaceae. The transcript has 3 exons. The record is from RefSeq and is a predicted model, not a curated record.